This is a messenger RNA of Ostrea edulis (European flat oyster), 558 nucleotides long. RefSeq lists its product as uncharacterized. The transcript is spliced from 4 exons. The record is from RefSeq and is a predicted model, not a curated record. Lineage: Eukaryota; Metazoa; Mollusca; Bivalvia; Ostreida; Ostreidae. Bases 86 to 514 code for a protein of 142 amino acids.
GUGUUAGAAAUACAUAUGCGAGGCAGAUGAAUGAAUAAAUUUCCAGAGCUUUCUGGGAUAAAGGUUACGGAAGAAAAUUCUAAAUAUGUUUUCCCGCGGGAAUGGCAAAGUCUUUGUUAGUAGUUUGCUGUUGACCAUUCUGAUUUUCUUCCUUGAUGUCAAAUUGGCGGCGGCUGCUUUCGGCGGAAGUGCCUGCGACAUCCCAGGUACUCAACCUGGCGCCUCCACAAAGUGCACAGCCACUAGCAACGGGUUCUGUCUGAUGGACACGAUUGACAUCGCUAACAAAGCCACGACAGGAGUCUGUGUAUGUUACUCAGGUUACACUGGAGACAAAUGUCAAACUGCCUCACCCACAACAUCUACCGCAACUUCGUCUAAUAACAGUGUUUUUGGAGUUUUAGCACUUGGUGGAUUGGCGGCUUAUUUCCUGUCGCAGCUGUCAUCUGGUUACGGUUCCUCUGCCAUCACACCACAGGAGGCGCUCUAUGUCAGACAAGCAACAUCAGGGUGAAAUGGAAUUAUGAUGUUAUUUCAAUGAAUAAAACUGUUUCAGUC